Populus euphratica (Euphrates poplar) is the source of this 584-nucleotide messenger RNA. Its product is annotated as probable leucine-rich repeat receptor-like serine/threonine-protein kinase At3g14840. Bases 162 to 431 code for a protein of 89 amino acids. The record is from RefSeq and is a predicted model, not a curated record. NCBI's taxonomy places the organism in Eukaryota, Viridiplantae, Streptophyta, Magnoliopsida, Malpighiales, Salicaceae. The transcript is spliced from 2 exons.
CUUCUCGCUUAAAGCAAGCCUCUGUCUUUCUUUGUUUCCGUACUCCUUCCUUUCUUUCACACAAGAUUCCAACUCCCGAUAUACUGUAUCACAAUUCUGUCCACUGUAUACUCUCUCUCGAAUGCGAAGACGUUAAUACGUCCAGCUCCUUAACAAUUAUCAUGUCCUUCUCGAGGCUUCUUUUUGCUUCACUCGUUGCCUUUAGUCUCGCAGCAUUUGCUUCUGGGGCUACUCGUUUACCCGACGAUGAAGUUGAAGCUCUGCGUGACAUAGCAAAGACAAUAGGCAAGACAAAUUGGAAUUUCAGUGCUGAUCCUUGUGGUGGUCAAUGGGGUUGGGUUGAUCCAAAUCCGGUGAAAGGGAAUGAAAACGCCGUAUCCUGCAACUGCACCUUCUCAAAUGGCACCAUCUGCCAUGUCAUUAGCAUGUAAGAAAUCUCUCUCAAAGUACUCUUUUGUUAGAAGCUGCAGAUGGCCCUUGAUUAAUCAUCCCAAGCCAAACUCCACCCCUGUAGAUAUUUAUCUUCAUCCUCUUAACUACAUGGUAAUAGAGCAUCACUACGAUAUACCAAUAACUUUAUAUUU